Lontra canadensis (Northern American river otter) is the source of this 1057-nucleotide messenger RNA. RefSeq names its product beta-1,3-galactosyltransferase 6 (gene B3GALT6). Gene Ontology annotation, cellular component: membrane. Bases 55 to 1044 code for a protein of 329 amino acids. The transcript has a single exon. Gene Ontology annotation, biological process: glycosaminoglycan biosynthetic process. The record is from RefSeq and is a predicted model, not a curated record. Gene Ontology annotation, molecular function: UDP-galactosyltransferase activity. Lineage: Eukaryota; Metazoa; Chordata; Mammalia; Carnivora; Mustelidae.
GGCCUGCGCGCCGGCUUCGGGGCCUCGGGGGCGCUUCCCGCGCGCGCGCGCGCCAUGAAGCUGCUGCGGCGGGCGUGGCGGCACCGGACGGCGCUGGGCCUAGGCGGCCUGGCGCUCUGCGGCGCCGGGCUGCUCUACCUGGCCCGCUGCGCCGCCGACGGCCCCCGCCCGCCUCCCGGCCGCAGCCCCCCGCCCGCCGAGCCCGCGCGCGCCGCCGCCUUCCUGGCCGUGCUGGUGGCCAGCGCGCCGCGGGCGGCCGAGCGGCGCAGCGUGGUCCGCGGCACGUGGCUGGCGGCGGCGCGGCGCGGCAGCCCGGGCGACGUGUGGGCGCGCUUCGCGGUGGGCACGGGCGGCCUGGGCGCCGAGGAGCGGCGCGCCCUGGAGCGCGAGCAGGCGCGGCACGGCGACCUGCUGCUGCUGCCCGCGCUGCGCGACGCGUACGAGAACCUCACGGCCAAGGUGCUGGCCAUGCUGGCCUGGCUGGACGAGCACGUGGCCUUCGAGUUCGUGCUCAAGGCGGACGACGACUCGUUCGCGCGGCUGGACGCGCUGCUGGCAGAGCUGCGGGCGCGCGACCCCGCGCGUCGCCGCCGCCUCUACUGGGGCUUCUUUUCGGGCCGCGGCCGCGUCAAGCCGGGGGGCCGCUGGCGCGAGGCCGCCUGGCAGCUGUGUGACUACUACCUGCCCUACGCGCUGGGCGGCGGCUACGUGCUCUCCGCCGACCUGGUGCACUACCUGCGCCUCAGCCGGGAGUACCUGCGCGCGUGGCACAGCGAGGACGUGUCGCUGGGCGCCUGGCUGGCGCCGGUGGACGUCCAGCGUGAGCACGACCCGCGCUUCGACACCGAGUACAAGUCCCGCGGCUGCAGCAACCAGUACCUGGUGACGCACAAGCAGAGCCUGGAGGACAUGCUGGAGAAGCACCAGACGCUGGCACGGGAGGGCCGCCUGUGCAAGCAAGAGGUGCAGCUGCGCCUGUCCUACGUCUACGACUGGUCGGCGCCUCCGUCGCAGUGCUGCCAGAGGAAGGAGGGCAUCCCCUGAGCCGCAGCCGCAG